AUGGGUUGGGGAGUCUUUGCAGGGCGAUCCUUCCAGGAAGGAGAAAUCGUGGACCUGGCGUCUCUGAUCUUACCAAUGCCCAAGCCAAGUCCUCAAGUCGAGAAUUCUGUUCUAGAUGACUAUAUUUAUGGAUAUCACAGAGUGCACUUCACUCCCGAGAUUCGAUUGGAAGAAAUGCUAGGAGUUCUGACUGGCAUGUCCAUGAUUUUCAACUCUCAUCCGACGGAACCCAAUUUGGAAUACACGGCAUUUGGGAGAGAGCCAGCCCUCGAUGUCCCUAAUGCUAGCAAUGCAGUGGGGUUUCGAGCCAAAAGGUUCAUUCGAGCUGGAGAGGAACUCUUUUCCCACUACGGCAACAAGGAGAACAAUGAUUGGUUCGAGAUUCGGAGAAUACCUCUUCGAUAUCCCGAAACGAGCCAAACGAUGCCACUUAGUAAAGACAUUCUGGAAGAAUACUGCUCAAAAGUAAACAGUGGUAUAGGACGACCCACCUGGGAAGGACGGAUACUACCCAUCUUGCCUCCGAAAGAAGUUGUUGGAUUCCAUCUCGACCCAUCCUAUCUUCCGCCAUGGGACGCUGGUUACCAAGAAGCGAGAGCCAAAGUUGAUAUUGUCAGUGGCCAGCGCAUUGAAAUAUCAACCGGACUCUUGAUGUCACAAAAGUUGCUGCAAGGUAGCAUCCUCGAACCCAUCGCUGUUUCCUAUCAAGACUUGGCACCAACGGACCGAGCACGACUGUUGGAUCUCCGAAAGCGUGGCCAACUUCAGCUCCAGUAUCAAGGGCCUGACACAAAAUGGCACCGCGUUGAUUUAUUAGAAGGAUCCAAUUUGGAAGACAUUGCUAUUUUCCCCGCUUCGGGAAGCAUUGGAAUGAUUCGACGUGUCGCCGAACAGCAACAAAACGGUAUUACCAAUUGCCGCAUGCUGAUUAGUGCCAAAGAAGGCAAUGAUAGUGCCGGCGUCUUGUUGGAACUUGUUGCUACAAAGAAUAUUGCUGCCGGGGAAGUACUAGUGUUAAGUCUGCCAAGUGCCACAGAAAGCAAAACCUACCAAAGCUUGGUGAACGAAAUUAAAGUGACAGGCAUGCCGUUUGCAGAGAAAGGAGAACAACAUCAAAUCGCCUUGAACCAAGAACUAUGA
Cylindrotheca closterium is the source of this 1140-nucleotide messenger RNA. The record is from the annotation of a GenBank genome assembly. Lineage: Eukaryota; Bacillariophyta; Bacillariophyceae; Bacillariales; Bacillariaceae.